Messenger RNA from Microstroma glucosiphilum, 1647 nucleotides. RefSeq lists its product as hypothetical. The record is from RefSeq and is a predicted model, not a curated record. The coding region runs from base 1 to 1647 and encodes 548 amino acids. The transcript is spliced from 2 exons. NCBI's taxonomy places the organism in Eukaryota, Fungi, Basidiomycota, Exobasidiomycetes, Microstromatales, Microstromataceae.
AUGUCGCACUCUACUAGUCCCAAAGCCGACACUUCGCUGCCUAACCCCAGGGUGAGCAGUCUGGUCUACAGGUGCUCUUCUCACCAGAGGGAGAGCAGCAGUAAUUCGCCACCGCAACCACUUGCUCAAAACACGAUCAUCACAAGUCGCUUCACAGCACUAAACGGUGUAGAAGACGACUACUGCUGGAUCACAGACACAGGACUGCCAGAGGGUGUGCACGUGGUUCCUCAUGCCGAGAGUGAUUGCACGCGGCUUAUCCUCUGGCUUCAAACGAUGGAAAUUGUGCCCAGGACUAUUCAGUCGAGGACUACAUGGAAGGUCUCUCACGAGAAUCAACUGCCGCUCGCGCACUCCAUCUACAGACACCUCACAACAACGGACGGCGAGAGGAGAAGAGCACUUCUUCGGCCAACGAGAGGGGACCUUGUCCUACUCGUGCGAGUGCUUGAGGAAGGCCUUCAGAGGGAGGAGGAACGGGAGCACUCCACUUCAGCAUGGCGCCCUCAUUGGGGUGACAUAGUAGAAGCAGGCUGGCCGAGAAAGGAGAGCUUUGGAACUUUUAGUCUACCGUCACAUGAAUAUCAGCUGGACAUCUUCGACCUCAAGCGCCGUACCAUCUUGACUUACAAGGGUUCUGCAGAACCUCAAGCGGCCACUCGAGUGACAGGUGACGAACGCUACCCAAUCACGCUCAAACAUCCGCUAGACAGCAUCCGUGCGCCUCUGAACGUACUCUCUGUCGUGGCGGUAGCGGUGUCUCAGAUGAGAUACAUCAGCCGUGCACCUGGUCGGAUUUACCGCGCAGAUUUCAUGGACGACCUGGAUAUCAUGUCGUACAUAAUCAAUCUGCUGGGCUGUCCCACUCCGACAUACUUCAGAAGGCUUCAGAGACCUUCCGUCCUCCCUCCUCUCCCUGACUCUGCAUCGCCUGCAUCCUCGGAGCGAAUACGCGAGUGGCCCUCGCGCGCACGAACACGCUCCUCCGCUGCAGCACCAGGUGUCCCCCAAUUCUCCUCAAGUACGCCAGAGGGAUACAAAGAGAACCUAGAUCCCGCUCUGUACGGAAUGGAAAGGGUGCAGAUCGUAGAACAAGAGGCAUCAGUCUCAACAGAGGCGGGGCAUGAUGACAGCGAACGGGACGGUGGCCCCGGCUCCCCGAAGAGCAGGGGAACAGAAGCAGAAGGGGAAGAAGGUCGCUCCAAUGGUGGACACUACUCCCAUAGCACCUCGGACCUCUCCAGCAUCUCGAUGCACACAUCUUCGGAGUUGCAGGACGCCAAAGACGCAAUGACAGUCUCCAGCGUCGAGGAGCCACCACCAGAAGAGCUACGGUCAUCGGUCGAGGCAGGUGAUUGCUACGAGCCUAGACCAUUGAGUGUGGCGCACUGGCAUGAGGAGUCGCGAGCCCUGGACGACAGGCAAGAUGAGCUCUUCGAAAGUGCCGCAUCGGCUCUUGCACAGCGUUUGCAAGCUUGCUCAAGUCACGUCGCUAGCGCAACCGUCGCUAGCGCAACCACACCACUAUUCGACUUCCUCGUCAGUACUGAGCCUCUCGACAUUACACCGAUGCUACAAUCAAUCGAUGAGCGCAGGGAGGAGCUGUUGGAACAGUGGGAAGACGGGCUGAAGUGGAUGGAGACCUGA